UCCAGUAUCAUUGAAGGUCCCGGAUGUUGCCCGGGCGCUUCGUCCGCCUGGCCGACAGGGGGCGGCAGACCCACCGAGACGCGGUAAAAGCGGAGCGCUGUCCCCGGAACUUCCUCUUCGUUCCGCGGCCUCAGAGAUAUCUGAAGAUGGUCCGCUACUCUCUCGACCCCGAGAACCCGACUAAAUCAUGCAAGUCGAGGGGAUCCAACCUCCGGGUGCACUUCAAGAACACCCGUGAGACGGCCCAGGCCAUCAAGGGCAUGCACAUCCGCAAGGCCAACAAGUACCUGCGGGACGUGGUGGUGAAGCACCAGUGUGUCCCGUUCCGCCGCUACAACGGGGGCGUGGGGCGCUGCGCUCAGGCGAAACAGUUCGGCUGGACCCAGGGCCGCUGGCCCAAGAAGAGCGCAGAGUUCCUCCUCCACAUGCUCAAGAACGCCGAGAGCAACGCCGAGCUGAAGGGUCUGGACGUGGACUCCCUGGUCAUCGAGCACAUCCAGGUGAACAAGGCCCCGAAGAUGAGGCGCCGCACGUACCGCGCCCACGGCCGCAUCAACCCGUACAUGAGCUCGCCGUGCCACAUCGAGAUGAUCCUCACGGAGAAGGAGCAGAUCGUCCCCAAACCAGAGGAGGAGGUGGCCCAGAAGAAGAAGGUUUCACAGAAGAAGCUGAAGAAGCAGAAGCUGAUGGCGCGGGAAUAAAAACUAAAUAAAUCUGACAACUAAUCACCA
Messenger RNA from Etheostoma spectabile (orangethroat darter), 731 nucleotides. RefSeq names its product ribosomal protein L17 (gene rpl17). Gene Ontology annotation, cellular component: ribosome; cytosolic large ribosomal subunit. Gene Ontology annotation, molecular function: structural constituent of ribosome. The record is from RefSeq and is a predicted model, not a curated record. Lineage: Eukaryota; Metazoa; Chordata; Actinopteri; Perciformes; Percidae. Gene Ontology annotation, biological process: cytoplasmic translation. Bases 24 to 701 code for a protein of 225 amino acids. The transcript has 7 exons.